Molecule: messenger RNA, 1105 nt
Organism: Rubroshorea leprosula
Lineage: Eukaryota; Viridiplantae; Streptophyta; Magnoliopsida; Malvales; Dipterocarpaceae
Source: the annotation of a GenBank genome assembly
AAUUAAAUUAAUAAUUAAUGGUUAACUAUGAUUUCAUUUUUUUUUUUUUUUGGAAAUUAGACAAUUGCUUACCUUAGAGAAUUUAUCUUUUUAAGCAUCUCCUUUCUUUUGCAAAGUACUCAGAUUUCCAUCCGGUAAGUCUUGGCCUAAGCUCAGUACUAAAAUUCCCAUAAUCACAUGCAACCAUCCCGGGAUAAAAAAUGCAAUCCUCCAGGCGGUGAACGGAGUGGCCCCGGUUCGCCGAAUCACCUCAUAGAUCACCGGCAUGAGAAGUUGAGUUACUCCACCUCCCAUGUUGCCCCACCCUGCCGAUUAUUGGUACGAUACGAAUGUUGCCAGGGAGAAUCCGAUCAUGAAUCUAACAGCUACGUAUCCGUCGGCCGAAGAAACAAAGGGCAUGCAGAAAAACUGUUGGGGCUGAGAGCAUCAUUAGAAACGCGGUGCCAUAGCGCGGCCCCAAUAGGUCACAGGCUGCACCCAUCACUAGUCUGGAGAAGAUGCUGCCAGACACAGGCAAUUCCAGCGUUUCCGAUGUCACUCUUGGUUAGGUUGAGGUUGUCUCGGAUGAUAGGAAUGAGGGGGGCUGCGGCAAAGGUGGAGACGAAGCAGGUGAAAAAGGAGAGCCAGGAGAGGUGGAAGUUGAGCACGUGGGGUUUGGCCAAGGAGAGAAGGUUGAAGACUUUGGAUUUAUGUUCAGAGUCGACGGGGAGGGAGAAUUUGAAGGUGGAGUCGAUCGGGGGCUGCAGAGUCAGAAGUGAUGGAGAAAGCAAAGGUUUGUUCUUUGGCAGAAACUCCAAGGACGGAGCUGCCUGGAGUGGUGGUCUCUUCUUCCUUGGACAUUGCUUAAUUCAAUGUGGUAUGAUAUCAUUAGACAUUACAAUGUUGUUGAAUGUGCUUAUAUAGUAAAAAUUUAGUAAAAUACUUAGGGGUUGGUUUGAAGCAUUAUCUUUGUGGGUCUACCAUUGCACAUAUGAUGCCAAAAAAGGUAAACGGGAGACCCAAUUAUCUUAGUAAGUGGCUUGCAUUUUUUUUUUUUGGACCGUCAGCCUGUUUUGAUAAUUUGAUGCACAUUUUUUCACUUCAAGAUUAAAGGUACGCUUGAAAU